CACCCUUAUUCUAUCUCUCUUCCAUUUCUCCAUUGUUAACACCAGCCAGCCACCCUGCCUGCGAAGCCAAGUUUCAGAGAGUACAUUGGUUUUCAUGCCAAGCCAGGAAAAGGGUAGUACUACAUAGUUGUUGAGUUAAGUCUUGAAUCUUGAGUCCGAUCAUGAGUUGCAACGGCUGCCGAGUCUUACGGAAAGGCUGCAGUGAGUCUUGUAUAUUACGUCCUUGUUUGCAAUGGAUUGAGAGCCCUGAAGCUCAAGGCCACGCCACUGUUUUCGUUGCCAAGUUUUUCGGCCGUGCUGGUCUCAUGUCUUUUAUUUCAGCCGUUCCUGAAUCUCAACGCCCUGCUUUAUUCCAGUCGCUGUUGUUCGAAGCUUGUGGGAGAACAGUGAACCCUGUGAACGGAGCCGUGGGGCUUUUGUGGAACGGAAACUGGCACGUUUGCCAAGCGGCGGUGGAAACCGUCCUGCGAGGAGGAUCUCUACGUUCCAUGCCUGAACUCAUGGCUCCGACGCCAGCAUCCGACGAAGCGUCCGAAGCCACGUGCACGGACAUGUGGAAGUUGCGAGAGACAUCCACGAAUCUGAACUCCAACUGUCGAUUCUCAAAUUCGAGAUCCAGGGUUUCACCCAAGCGUAAAAGAGUCGAAGAAGAAUUCAAGAAGCUACAGCCCUCUGAUCUAGAUCUUGGCUUGACCCCGAGCUUUACGGGCAAGCGAGUUACCGAUAAUCGUCGACCAGGGACUCCGUCUAUGAACUCGGAGGAAUCUGUGACGACGACGUGCUUCGAAAGUGUUUUUGCAGAUCAACAAGGGCAAGGCAGCAGAGGAACUGAUAAAAAAUUACUCAAGUUGUUUGUUUGAAGAGGAGGGUUUUUUUUCUUUUUGGAAUGAUCUAGUUUCGAUGUAAUAUUCUUCAUUUCUACCACUACCACCACCGCAACCGGGGUUUAGAUUAUUUUUGGAUACUUCUGGGGAGGGGUUUCCCCGGAAAUGAAUUUUCCGGCGAGUUUGUGUAUUACCGGCACAUGGGAUUUCUCUCUUUUUCUUUUUACUUUUUUUUGGGAUUAUUUUUUGGUGUUAAAAGCUGUGAAAUUAGAGAGAAAAAUGAGAAUCUGUCGGUGAUCCUUUAAAAUCAAUUUUCUUUGGCUACUAUGUAACCCUUCUCUUUUCAUGAUCUUUGUGUUUAAGUCAUGAAUGUAUGCAUGGCAUGAAUAAAUCAGACUUAUAUUUUUCCCAGUUAA
Molecule: messenger RNA, 1240 nt
Organism: Gossypium raimondii (Peruvian cotton)
Lineage: Eukaryota; Viridiplantae; Streptophyta; Magnoliopsida; Malvales; Malvaceae
Product: LOB domain-containing protein 38
Exons: 2
Coding region: 162-860 (232 amino acids)
Biological process (GO): regulation of gene expression
Source: RefSeq, a predicted model, not a curated record